Molecule: messenger RNA, 1104 nt
Organism: Plasmodium adleri (nom. inval.)
Lineage: Eukaryota; Apicomplexa; Aconoidasida; Haemosporida; Plasmodiidae
Product: serine/threonine protein kinase
Exons: 1
Coding region: 1-1104 (367 amino acids)
Biological process (GO): protein phosphorylation; intracellular signal transduction
Cellular component (GO): cytoplasm
Molecular function (GO): protein serine/threonine kinase activity; ATP binding
Source: RefSeq, a predicted model, not a curated record
AUGUAUUUGGGAAGCGUAAAAAAUUUCGAAGACGAAUUUUUAUGUAAAGGGGAAUAUAAACAGGUCUAUUUAUCCCUAGAACAAAAUGAGAACAAUGAGGCUAUAGAAAUAGAUAUAUGUUGUGAUAAUAAUAUUUAUGAUAUUCUUCAAUUUUGUAGAGAAAAAUAUGGUAUAUAUGGUGAAUAUAUUAUUGAUAGUUGUGGUAAUGUAAUACAUUCGAUAAAAGAUAUAAUAGAUGGUGAUACCUUAUAUUUGAAAGAAAAGAAAGACGAUAUGAAUUUCUUUUCAAAAAUAAAAAAUAAUUUUAUUGUAAAUGAUUAUAUAGUAGAAAAGAGAAUAGGUUCUGGUGGAUUUGGUAUUGUAUUUCAAGGUGUACAUAUACAAACAAAACAAAAGGUUGCAUUAAAAUUUAUUCCAAAGAGUAAUUUUUUAGAUGUAACAGAUGUACAUAGAGUAUUUAUUGAAAUUCAAACAUUGAGAGGAUUAAUACAUAAUAAUAUUAUUAAGAUGUAUGAUGUAAAUCAUUUUCAGAAUUAUGUAUGUUUAAUAAUGGAAUAUGCAAUAAAUGGUGAUUUAAAAAAUUAUAUUAAAAAUAAGUUUAAUGGAUUUUUAUCUGAAAAAGAAGCUCAUGAUUUAUUUCUUCAAAUUGUUAAAGGCGUAUAUUAUUGUCAUUCUAAACAUAUAGUACAUCGAGAUUUAAAAUUAGAAAAUAUAUUAUUAGAUGAAAAAAUGACAUGUAAAAUAGCUGAUUUUGGAUUAUCAGAUUUUGUUAAUGUAGAUCAAAAUAUUAAAACAGAAGCAGGAACAAAAGCAUAUAUAGCACCAGAAAUAAUUUUUAAUCAAACAAUUAAUUAUUCAGUUUUUAAAUUAGAUAUAUGGAGUUUAGGAAUUUUAUUAUUUAUUAUGACACAAGGAUUUGCACCUUUUCAAUAUAUGGAAAAAGAACUCAAAAAUUUUGAAAGUAAUACACUUAAUUAUGCAAAUGAUAUAUCAGAUGAUUUGAAAGAUUUAAUAUCAUUAAUGUUGAAUGUUGAUCCUAAUAAAAGACCAAUCAUAGUAGAGAUACUAAAUCAUAGGUGGUUUGAAAAUUAUAAGGAAUCAUAA